Messenger RNA from Staurois parvus, 346 nucleotides. The record is from the annotation of a GenBank genome assembly. Lineage: Eukaryota; Metazoa; Chordata; Amphibia; Anura; Ranidae.
GGACACAGCGGAUCACCGAUCACAGAAAGAGCCGAAGCCGAUGUCGGCUCGGUCAUGUGAUCAGCUGUGUCCAAUCACAGCUGAUCACAUGGCACUGAUGAUCAGUGUGCCCUGAUGAUCAGUGUAGCCCCAGCAGUGCCACCUGUCAAUGUCCAUCAGUUCCUUAUGUCAGUGCUCAUCAGUGCCUCGUCUCAGUGCCCAUCAGUACCACAUCAAUGCCACAUCUCAGUGCCUACCAGUGCACAUCAAUGCCACAUAUCAAUGCCCAUCUGAGCGGCCUUCCAGUGUCACCCAUCAGUGCCAGUAGUACCACCUAUCAAUGCCAAUCAGUGCCACCUAUCAGUGC